AUGCCCAUAAUUAAGCUUUCAUUAGAGAAGUACCAGGAUGCGGUAUCCAGCAGCGAAAAAGGCAAAACAAGAGAGCAGAUCGAAGGAAAAGAGAAGAAGAUGAUGAUGUCGAUCAAAGUUUAUCCACUAGCUGAUUGUGAUUUAAUAGUCUGUGAGAUAUUAAGCAGACUCCCUGCCAACUCACUUAUGCGGUUCAAUUGUUUGUGUUUGUUAUUGGCGGAAUUACUAAUACCAUCUGAUUCUGAAAGUGGCGAUGGAGGAGUAGCUGGAGCAGCUGUUCAGAGGAAAGUACCUCUUAAUAUAGGAGAUAAUACUAUCUCCCGAGUAAGGAUGCUCAAUAUUGUCAAUGGUUUGAUUUGUCUUAUGGACCCCGAUUCACAUCGUGCUCGUGUAUACAACCCUAGCACCAGAGAGUCGACACCUUGGAUCAAGUCAGUAGUUAUGCGAAAACUUGAAGAAAAAGGUAGGCCUUUGAAACAUGAUGAAACACUUGAUGCAUUUGGAUAUGAUCUUGCUACCAAGGACUACAAAGUGGUAUCCUUAUGGAGUCGUCGUGGUGGAAAUAACAAGGCGGAUGUCCUUUGUGAGAAACUUAGUUUGAGAAACAAGUCGUGGAAAAUCAUUGAUGCAGUCUCACCAGUUAGUCCUAACCUUAUAUAUCAUCUUACACAUCCUGUUUAUGCCAAUGGUUCCGUAUACUGGCUGCGGGUAGAUGGUAAACCGAUGGUGGUCGAACUAAACAUGAGUACCGAAAAGUUUAGAGUACUCUCAGUUCCUAACUCUGUCGUCUUUGGCUUUUGUGGCCAUUACAAGACUGCUGCAAUGGAAGCUCUCUUAACUAAAGAGGAUGUCCGUCCUAACAAGAGAAAGAGGGAACAUGAAGGUGACGUAAUACCCACGUCCACGGAGAUAUGUACACUGUACGAUGAUCAAGACAAGACAAAGAAUAGUACUGCCUGGACUCCGGCGUCAUCCGCAGUGUCACCUGAUUUUGAUUCAAGCCAAUUGCAGAGAUAUACUAUUGUACCCAUUCCAGGAACGGACCUAUUCAUUGUAAGAUCAUAUGACAAUUUCUCCUGUUUGCAAAUUAAAGAGAACGGUCGGUUGGUGUUGCUUUAUCUUUCAGGUGUUAUGUUAGUGGGGAUCAAACCAUAG
Messenger RNA from Papaver somniferum (opium poppy), 1155 nucleotides. RefSeq names its product F-box protein At1g11270-like. NCBI's taxonomy places the organism in Eukaryota, Viridiplantae, Streptophyta, Magnoliopsida, Ranunculales, Papaveraceae. The transcript has 2 exons. The coding region runs from base 1 to 1155 and encodes 384 amino acids. The record is from RefSeq and is a predicted model, not a curated record.